This is a messenger RNA of Acanthoscelides obtectus, 547 nucleotides long. Lineage: Eukaryota; Metazoa; Arthropoda; Insecta; Coleoptera; Chrysomelidae. The record is from the annotation of a GenBank genome assembly.
CAAUAAACUAAAAAUGUCCCGCAACAACAUCACCCACGAAUCCAGCGAAACUCCUUUGCAUGCUCUAACAGUUUCUCCGUUUGACAGACUAAGCACCUACUUUUCUUCGCCAAUAUUCUAUUCUGCAUCCUACUAGUACCGUACCAUUUGCGCCACUUGCAACUACAGAACUGACUACUCUCGGCGAGUUCUACAAUUUAAGCAUAUAUUUCCAAGGUCAUCCCUCCCACAUCUCAAGGUCGUUCAUUCCUACAAGGUCACACCCACUCAAGGUCGAGAGUACUCGAGGUCAUAUAUGUUCAAAUUCACACUUCAAGGUCACUCGGAAACUCAAGGUCACACUUCAAGGUCACUCGAAAAAUCAAGGUCACACUUCAAGGUCACUCGGAAUCUCAAUUCCACGUUUCAAGGUCACAUUUCAAGGUUGGCACCGAAGGUCAGUUCUCAAGGUCGUUUGGUGCCGAAGGUCGCCGCUCAAGAGCGUCCCAGAACAUACAAACCCUAUCUACUAAGAUUAAUCGAUAUAUUAAAAAUUAUUGAAUUCUAA